AUGAAGCUGGGGGGGGCAGCUGCAGCUGCGCGCUCCUUGCCUGCAGCAGCAGCAGCAGCCCAGCAGCAACAGCAGAAAGCAGCAGCCCUAGGAGCAGCUCUUGCUGCUGACGUAGCAGCAGCAGCAGCAGCACUCAAGGCUGAGGUGCUCGUACACCCCGAUGGUGCAGCAGCAGCAGCAGCAGCAGGAACAGCAGCAGCAGCAACAACAGUAGAACAACUGCAAGUCAAUCCGAAGGCUGAGGUGCUCGUACACCCCGAUGGUGCAGCAGCAGCAGCAGCAGCAGCAGCAGCAGGAACAGCAGCAGCAGCAACAACAGUAGAACAACUGCAAGUCAAUCCGCUGCUGACAACAGCAGUAGCAGCAGCAAAAGCAGCAGCAGCAAAUGCUGCGAUUGCUGCAGCAACAGGCCGUCUGGUGGCCUUCGUUAGGUUCUGCAGCAGCAGCAGCAACAGCAGCAGCAAGACAGCAGCAAACCUCGCGCAUGCAGCAGAAGCAGCAAUGUCUGUGCUGCAUAUGAGGGUAAUGGUUGCUGCUGCAGCGCAGCAGCAGCAGCAGCAGCAGCAGCAGCAGCAGCAGCAACAGCUGCCUUCUAUUCCUUGCCUGCUGGCGAUGUAUGAGCAGCAAACGGGUGGCUUGCUGCUGCUGCAGCAGCAAGCCCUAGAUACUCUGCAGCAGCUGCAGCAACUGAAGCAGCAGCAGCAACAGCAGCAGCAGCAGCAGCAGCAGCAAGAAGAGGAGACAGAGAAUAUACAGCCUGCGACAGAGACAGGAGAAGCAGCAGCAGACUGCAGCAGCAAAACACAGCGACGACAAAGUGCAGCAGCAGCAGCAGCAGCAGCAGCAGCAGAUGAGCUGCAGCAGCAGCAGCAGCAGCUUUUUGAGCAGCUAAAGUCGCAGUUUGCCGCAAUAACGGAUGCCUUGGGUGAGGCUGAGUUGCUGCGGCAGCGUAUAUCUAUGCUCUGCGUUGCUGUUAUGGAGACAGACUCGGAGCAGCUGCUGCUGCUGGCGAGCCUCAGGUGUUUGCUGCUGCUGGCACGGGCUGAGGCAUCGUUGCUUCCCUUCUCUGCAGCAGCAGCAGCAGCUGCUGCUGCUGCUGCACUGCCACGCGAGUUGCUGCUGCUGCUGCCGCAUGCAUCUCCAUAUAAAUAUUCUGCUGCUGAGCAGCGAGCACUCGUUGAGGCUUUUUUUGCUAUUACAACCCCGCAGCAGCAGCAGCAGCAGCAGCAGCAGCAGCAGCGGGAAGCAGCAGCAGCUGCAGCAGCAGCAGCAGCAGCAGCAGCAGAUUACCUUGAUAGAGGAAAGGACCCCAUAUCGAAUUUACUAUUUGCUGCUGCUGCUGAUGAGCGUGUUGCUGCUUUUCUAUCUGACUGCCUCUCUCAGCAGCAGCAGCAGCAGCAGCUGCAGCAGCAAGCUCUUGCCUUUCUGCUGCAGCUCAAACGUGAAUCCUUUGCAGCAGCAAGCUCUUGCCUUUCUGCUGCAGCUCAAACGUGA
Molecule: messenger RNA, 1494 nt
Organism: Eimeria mitis
Lineage: Eukaryota; Apicomplexa; Conoidasida; Eucoccidiorida; Eimeriidae
Exons: 7
Coding region: 1-1494 (497 amino acids)
Biological process (GO): regulation of transcription by RNA polymerase II
Cellular component (GO): nucleus; SWI/SNF complex
Molecular function (GO): transcription coregulator activity
Source: RefSeq, a predicted model, not a curated record